AUUAAAAGGAACGUACUACCUUAUUCCAUCUUAAUUCAUAGUUUGUCACGCAUGCGUAUGAAACUAGGGUAUUGCAUUACUUGUGUAGAAAUAUGGGAAAACAUAUUGGAGUUUUGUUUAUAAGUGUUCUUAUAUUCAUUUCACGUUGUGAAUGUACAGAUGUCGUCCUUUCAAAGGAUCGUGAAUUUGCCACCGAAAAUGAGACGUUGACAUUCAUCUGCUCCACCGGGUCAGGCUAUGAAUUUGUUAGUUUCUUAAACGAAACAACUCCCAUUGGAAGUAUCUCUUAUACUGGCGAUAUUUGUCACACGAGUAUUAAAACAGCCAACUGUUCCUGUGUGAACGUAACUACCUACACGUGUACAACAAAUACUCUAACCAGAUUGAAUAAUAAUGAACCAUGGCGAUGUAGAGCAACGCGGAAUGGCAUUGGAAACCAAAGCAAUAUAGUUUCUAUCGUUGUAAAAGUACCAAUCAGGUUGGCUAUAAUCCCAGACGUAGUCAAUCCAAUGAUUAUUAACGAAUGGAAGGAACUAAGAGUAAUAUGCGAGGCACCUAAUGGUAUACCUGCGGCAAAUAUCAGCUGGUUCCUGGUUAAUCAAACAGAUGAUUACGGCGAUGAUUAUAUUUUACAUCAUUCGAUAAGAAAUGUUAUUGCUAAUACUGAUAAAACAUACACAUCCGAGAACACCCUGACAUUUAAUGUGAGCAGGGAAAAUCAGGGCAUAGAGAUGUACUGCAAUGCAAGUAACGAUGAAAACCACGUAGUAUCGAGCGAAAUGAUCCGUCUUGAAGUUCGAUACCUUCCAAAGCAAGCGGUUAACAUAAAUAAUCAGCAAGAUUAUGGAACUUUCUCUAUGAUUCGGAAUUCUGGCACAGAACAGUCUUUGCAGUGUUCUGUUUAUGGUGGCAAUCCCUUCGCUAACCUUUCAUGGUCGUGUUACAAUGGUACCCAGACUGACAUGAAUACUCCCUCAAGUGCUGUCAGCAAUGUUUCCUGGUUUGCUGGUGACUUUAAUGACGCGAUUUGUACCUGCAAUGCCUCUCAUUUAAUUGGAUGGACUAAGACGCAAGCAGUGGCCAUUAACGUCCUCUUUACACCGACUCUUAUAAAAUGUACGGUCGGUAAUAGAACACUGUUUUCGGGUAUUUUAAACGUGACAUUAUGUUCAAAUGUUACAUUAACUUGUGAAAGCCUCGGGAAUCCUCCACCUACCAAUUAUACCUGGAUAUGGCCAUACCAUAAUAUAACUACGGGGCAUCUUCUCUCGUUCAAUAAUAUUCAACGGUGGUUUGAAGGAAAUUACACACUUUUGGUUGAAAACGUUAUGGAUCCUAGCAUUGGACCAACAGUGACUGGAUACGCUAAUGCAACAUUUGACGUGCAUGUUCUUUAUCACCCAGACACACCUACCUUUAGGUUUGAACCGCACGUUAAUAAUUUAACGAUAAACAGCCUUAGUGUAAUAAGGAAUGAACAGAUAAGAAUUGCCUGUAUCUCUGACGGAAAUCCACCACCAUCUUACAAUUGGUCAACAGGACAAAACGUGCAAAUCAUCAAUUAUACAGCACCAAACAGUGAUACUAACCUUACGUGUGAAGUUUCCAAUACAUUGUACCCAACUGGUGCAAGUAGUAAACACGCUGCUGUUAAAUCAAUUCUCGAAAUAAAAGUUUUGUUUCCGCCAGAAACUCCUGUUAUUGUGAUUAACUCAAGGUGCCUAAAUAAGCAAACGUUAAAACAAAACGUUAUUCAAAUAUUAGAACAUGAUAAAAUGAGUGUGGAAUGCUUCGCUGAUGGAAAACCGGAGCCAACAUACCAAUGGACCAAUUGUUCACAGUCGUAUAAAUUUGAUAUUUUAAAUGUCUCUAAAGAAGAUAAAGGAACAUAUGUUUGCAAUGCUUCCAACAUAAUGAACCAAACAUACGGAGAUACUGUAGUGGGACGAAAUGAUUCAUCAUUUGAUCUCGAUAUAUUAUAUCCACCCAAAAUAACAACACUUAACACAUCCGUUGAGGUCCUUGAAGGUGUUAACUACAGUUUAAAUUGUGAGGCAGAGCCGGGAAAUCCAAAGAAUACAUCAUAUUAUUGGACAAGUACAACACAACCUGACAUAUCUGGCCAAAACCUCAUCAUAAAGAAUAUUUCUCGAGCCGAUGAAGGCAUUUUUACCUGUUCUGCACACAAUAUAAUGAAACCGACUGGAUGUACGGCAAUGGACGGAAGCGAUGUGAAAAAUGUUACCAUCGAUGUGCAAUAUAAGGCGUCCAUCAUUACGUUUACGGCUAUGAAUACUACGAAUACUACAGUUCAACACGGUGAUGUAGUAACCUUUGCGUGUGAAGUAGAUAGUGACCCACCUGCUGAUAUCAGCAUAUUAUCAAACAAUGGAUCGACACUUAAGAACAUCAAAGGCAAUAAUAUGUUCAAUUACACCAAGAACAGUUCAUGCUUAGAGGACAUUGGUCAGUUUUCUUGUAUUUCUGAAAACAAACAUAACCGUAAUCAACCAGACAUAAGGACCAUUACAUUGGAUGUCGAAUGUUCGCCUUUUUAUCGACCGAAUUACUUCCAAAAUACAACAAUCUCAACUAGACCGGGGAACUUCGUAGUACUUAAUUUCAGUGUGUUUUCGAACCCUCCACCAACCCAGUUUACAUGGACAAACAUUUCAAACAGUAUGCAACUUCCGAUUCACACAACAACAUCUGACAGAGUUAUUAUCAACACUACUGCAGAUGACAUGUCCUCUUCGCUCAUAAUAACAAGGGUGGAGCCCUGGGACUUCGGUAAUUACUCUGUAGAGGUUGAAAACGAAAUUGGCAGCAUGAUCGAAACGUUUCUCAUCGUUGUAGAGGUACCAUCAACUUCACCUGGCCCACCUAUUAUUAACGUUUCACCGGAUGAGCAGACUAAUACAAACACCAUUGGCGCUGUCAUAGGCGGUUCUGUUGGUGCAAUAACUGCUGUAGUGAUAACUGCAGUCGUUGUCAUAGUUUUCGUUUAUAGGAAGAUGAAAGGCACAGCAAAUUAUAACAACAAUAAUUUACAACUUUUACAAGAUACGCGUCAUGAAAGUGGAAAAAUGGAGACAAGUUUUGACAAGGUUUUACCGACCAAUGAUGACGCUCCAAUGAAUGAAGAAGAAAAGAACAUAUAUGGAAACAUACAGACGAAUGAUGCUUUUGGGAACACGUUUACAAUUAAAACACUACGGGAUACGAUACGACAACUAAAACUAGAUCCCCUACCCUUGUUUAAAGAAUUUUACUCACUGCAAAUGGGUUUGAAAUACGACACAAAACACGCACUGAAGAAAAAUAAUGUUGCAAAAAAUAGAUACAGAAGUGUCUACCCAUACGAUGCCAGUAGGGUGGUCCUUCCCUUCUUGAGAGGGGAUCUAGAGUCUGAUUUCAUUAAUGCCAGUUACAUCGAUGGAUACUGUAAACCAAGAAAGUAUAUAGCUGCCCAAGGACCUCUCGAAAAUACAAUCAGUGAUACUUGGAGAAUGAUUUAUUCGGAAGACGUAAAAGUUAUUGUCAUGGUUACAAAUCUUAUCGAAACAGGAAAGAGAAAAUGUUUUCAAUAUUGGCCAGAUGACCGUGCAACAUACGGAGAGUGUAAUGUCAAGCUUGAUCAAGUUGAAGAGUAUGCUGACUUUGUUGUCAGGCAAAUAACAUACAGCAUGGAAGGUACACGAUUUGAACGACAACUGAUUCAGUUUCAUUACACAUCAUGGCCCGACAAAAAUGUACCUGCGACGGCUUUGUCUUUAGUGCAAUUUUGGAGAAAAGUUAGACAGAGCGAAUUUGUGGAAAAUACACCUUGGAUGGUGCAUUGCAGCGCUGGUGUAGGAAGGACCGGGACCUUCAUUGCCUUAGACUACCUUUUUGAUCAAGGGAAGGUUGAUGGGAAACUGAAUGUUCCAGAAACUGUGAAUCUUCUAAGGGAGCAGCGAAUUAGCAUGGUUCAAACAAAGGAGCAGUAUCUGUAUCUGCAUGAAGCUAUCACAGAAUUACUAUCCCCGGUUGGGCAGAUUUUUACUCCUGAAAAUAGUUUGAGGUUACGGUCAACUGCAACAGAAGAAAGCAAAUUGAAGAAAGAAUUCAAAGUAAUAACAAAUUCGAUCGUAAGCGUUAAAACAGACUUUGAAGAAAACGACUCCGAUUUAAAAAGGAUGCCCGACGGCCUAUUACCGGAAAACAUUUGCAAGUCAAUAGACCAAACCGUCAUACCAGAUGACCUCUUUCGGCCAUUGAUUUCCACAGGAAAUGAUUUCAUAAACGCUGUUUAUAUUCCGACAUACAGAGAUGCCGAAAAGUAUAUUGUGACGCAAUAUCCGUUACAAAAUACUGUUCUUGACUUUAUUCGGCUUUUGUGGGACCACAGCAUUGAGGAUGUUGUUUUACUCGACGUAGGAGAUGAAAAGCUGCAUUGCUAUUGGCCAAACAACAAAAGUCCCCUUUGUAUUGGACCUUUUGUCAUCAGUCUUUUAUCCGUGGAUGAGGGGAAUAACUGCACAAAUCGAAGAAUAGAUAUAUCGUUAGCCGAAAGGCGUCAAAACAAACAGACGGUGGUGCAUCAGUUCACCGCGUGGCCUGGAUAUUUGAAUCUCUGUGAACCGAAGCCAUUGACCGACUUCCUUCAGACGAUCAGCAGGUUUGCAGGACCUGUCGUUGUACAAUGCCAUGAUGGGUACUCACGAAGUGGGUUAUUUGCGGCACUUUUGAGUAUUGUUGACCGAAUAAAAACCGACAAGGAAGUUGCAAUAGCAGACACGGUCAGGGUGGUGAAACACCGGCGUCAGGCAGCUAUUACUGAUGUGGAGCAGUACCAGUUUUGCCAUGAAGUAGUAUUUGAAUAUCUUAAGGGCAGAGAGAAUCAAACAGAAGAAAAAGAAAAUCAGGAGUAUGUUAACAUGACAUUUCCCAAGUUCCUAUAAAUCAGACUAUAACUGAUUUAAUAGGCAUUGCAAUAAAGGCAAGCUAUUCGUUUGACAAAGUGCUUCAUAAAUCUAUAGAGCUUAAAGAUAACCUGAAUAUUGAAGUUGUGCAAUUUAACGUUUGUCUGGGUCGAUAGUCAUGCAAUCAUUGAGUGAGACCAUACGUGAUAUCGGCACGCUUACGGACACAAGGACACGAAAUACGUGCUGUUUAUCAGAUAUUUAUGCACGAUGUCAUAAUUUAUUUCGCCGUUCAAGGUCACUUUGACGUCAUCGUUAGGAAAUUGUGUUUGCAAGUAACACAUGCUAUAAAUAUUGCGUGAUUUAAUACUUAUUUAUCGUUUUAUAAAUGACAUUUAUUAAGAUGUGCUUUGGUCCGCAUUUAAAGUAAAGAUUCUUUUGAACAAAUAUCUAACGUAUCUUGGAAGAGCAAAAAUGAACAAUCAACCAGGAAGAUUAGACCUAAAUUUGAAUGUUCACCUUGACAUUUAAGUGUGCAUGUGCCUCUUGUCUUGUUUUGCAUACCUGGCUCGAUGUAUUUGUUUAGUGUAGACAUAAGGAAGAUUUGUUGUAUGCACUUAAAGUGGAAGACAUACAUCGGUUUGAGCAGUUUUUUUCAACUUUAAAAGUUUUUUUGUGUUUUGGUUCGCUACCAGCCGACAUGCAUUGCUGUUUUUUUGCGUAGUUAUAAAGAUAACUUAUUGCGAAGGUCUUGAGAUUGCUUCAGUUUGGCUAUGUCAGGAAUUUUGUCUUAUUUGCUUCCUAUAUAUGGCGCAUUGAAAUAUAUUCCAUUUAAUAUAUCAAGUAUCCGGUCAUCUUAAGUCAAAAUAAGGAUAAUAGCGCACGUCAGACAUACACGUAAACGUCUUAUUGUACUGGCGAAGGCCGAAACAAUCCUGCCCCAGUGAGAUAUCUUUGAUUGAAAUUAACAUAAGUUAAAAUGAUAUUUAUUAUACACAGACAUGUACAUAUAUUUGUCUCCGACUUGCUAGCAUGAUUUGUAUUUAUGCAGUUAUAAGUGUUCUAUAAUUAUUUGUGUUGCCGGCAAUGUGAAUUAGGCUGUUUGGAUAAUGCCAUUCACUAUCAUACCUUGCAUAUAUCUUUUUGUAACCAUACUGACUGAAUGUGAUUGACUAUUUGUAUGUAUGACUCGUUACUUGUGAAUCAUACAGUUUUUUACCGAAAUGAAAGUACCCAGCUGAAAGUAUUUUAAUUUUAAGCUUUAAGUUAAUAAUAGUAACAAUAAUAAUAACAGAUAACGAGAAACUGUCUGAUGGUUUUCACAAUUUUUUUACACCAUACAAGGACAUUAUAUUUAUCUUUGUUCACUGUACAAUGCAAGCUACACCUUGUACCUUUUGUUCAAACUUAUGUUUGGUAAUCAUUUAAAGUAUGACUUUGCGUUGGGACUGUAAUUUAUUACGCCUUUUUGUAAAAAACAAAGGCAUUGAAUUCCAACUGAAUCAAUCUGAUUUUAUCUUCCUGUUUUGUGAAUGGUAUUUAUUGUUUGAACAUAAUGAUUUUGCCAUGCUCUGAGGUAUUUGAAUAGGAUCUUAGUUUCAUAUCUUUGGUUAGCUCGGUGCAAUUCUAAUUUUUCUUGCAAUACUGUAUUAACUGUUUUAUAUAACAACUAUUUGAUACAGUUUUUCAUUUAUAAAUUGAGUUGUAAUAAGGUAUUGAGCGAUGUAAUCUGAAUAAACACAACUUCCUCGUUGAAA
Molecule: messenger RNA, 6661 nt
Organism: Mya arenaria
Lineage: Eukaryota; Metazoa; Mollusca; Bivalvia; Myida; Myidae
Product: hemicentin-1-like
Exons: 28
Coding region: 93-4943 (1616 amino acids)
Biological process (GO): protein dephosphorylation
Molecular function (GO): protein tyrosine phosphatase activity
Source: RefSeq, a predicted model, not a curated record